Messenger RNA from Frieseomelitta varia, 647 nucleotides. RefSeq lists its product as uncharacterized. The record is from RefSeq and is a predicted model, not a curated record. The transcript has 3 exons. The coding region runs from base 193 to 519 and encodes 108 amino acids. Lineage: Eukaryota; Metazoa; Arthropoda; Insecta; Hymenoptera; Apidae.
UCGUUGAAUUUACAUCGCGAUCAGACGACGAUAACAAGUCAGGUGCCUCUUCCGAACUUUGCAGAUCCCUAUUGUUCCCUCGACCCUUUUGCCUCAGAACGGUAUUCCCAAAGUGACGAAUUACCGUGCGAAAAAAAGAAAAUCGGCUACGAUGGGAAUUCAUCUUCGACACGAUUGGUCGAACGACGAUGAAUGCUAUCUCUAGUUGUCCGGCCGUCGAAGCCUUACGGUUCAUUUAUAAGCCGUGAUGAACAGAUCAUUCUACGAAACUGUGUCGAGUGCGUUGUUCCAAAUGACCUUGAACCGGGAAUUUCUAAAUUCUUGACAGAGAAAAGCGGUGAAAUUCUUAUCGCGAUACGUCGCAAAAGCGAACGUUGUUCCAGUGAAUCAGCUGACGUCACGCGAAGGCGCACGUACUGUAUAUACUUACAUUUUUACACCACAAGUUGCAGAACACCUUGUAUAUUAUCUGUAGAAAACAAGUGCUUCCCCAGUGGAAGAAAGUCAGAUUUCUGUUAAUCUUCCAAUCGCGGUAAACAACGAAGAAACGUAUCGAUUUAAAAAAAUAUUUGCACAAGUAUCAUAACAGUACAAUUGCGCAAGAUUGUGAGAAUGUAUGACUCAUAGAGAUCGGUGACGCAAAGGUA